Molecule: messenger RNA, 1346 nt
Organism: Ochotona princeps (American pika)
Lineage: Eukaryota; Metazoa; Chordata; Mammalia; Lagomorpha; Ochotonidae
Exons: 1
Coding region: 195-1346 (383 amino acids)
Molecular function (GO): nucleic acid binding; ATP binding
Source: RefSeq, a predicted model, not a curated record
UUUCCUCGAUUGGGUCUUUUCCCAAACUUCGUCGAGGCCCUCAGCAUUUCGGCGCUCACAGUGCUACUGAAAUACAGCAGCUAGGGCUUCCAGCCAUCUUAUCUGGAGCGAAUGUUGUUCUUGGUGCCGAGACGGGAAGCGGCAAGACACUUGGGUACUUACUGGGUAUACUGCAGAAUGUAUUGAUUCAAAAGAUGCUCCAUGAACGGAAAGAGGAUGAAGCAAUGGUGAAAAAAGAUGAUCUCCCGCUUCCGCGCCACUAUCCGUAUGCUAUUAUCGUGGUGCCCACUCGAGAGCUUGCCCUGCAAGUGACGUCGUGGUCUCGGCGCCUCUGUAGAAAAACCCCUAUUCGUACGCAGCUACUGUUAGGAUCCUACACGCGAUGGCCUUUCGGAACUCUUACCCUUCCUACGUCUCCAGAUGUCAUUCUUUGCACGCCGCAAGUUCUAGCAGGAUUCACCAGAGGCGGCGGCUAUAAAAAAAAAACCCCGCUCUUUGAGCAGGUACAAAUGCUAGUUGUCGACGAGGCCGACAUGCUGUUGGAAGGCGGAUACAAGAAGCAGAUGGACUCAAUUUUUCUAGAGUUUCGGCAUUCAGAUAAAAAAGCGGGAACUGCUGGGAGAAGACCAACACAAUAUGUCUUCGCUGCAGCCACUAUUCCGGAUAGGGGGCCCGUGUCUAUACGCAAAACAAUAGCCAGUCUGUGUCCAGGUGCAAACUUUUUGUGCACGAGAAGUCUCCACUGUCAGAAAAAGGAAUUGAACCAAGAAUUUUUACAAAUUCCGGCCGAUGCCUCCUUUGAUGACCGAGUUCAGCUGCUCUUUGAAAAGCUGCAGGAGAUACCUUCAACCGAAAAAGUGAUGAUCUUCUGUAACACCGCUCAAACCGCAAAACACGUCCUGCAGGUGCUUGAAAAGAUCCUUCCUCCAAAUGCGAAACCCACACUUUUUUCCUCGGAUGUGGAACAAGCAGACAGAGCGCGAAACCUUGGUUUGUUUGCACGAGAGAAAAGCAAGGUACUUGUAUGUACAGACGCGGCGUCAAGGGGCCUCGAUAUAGAGGGAGUAUCCAGUAUUAUUCAGUUCGAUUUUGCUUUGGAUGCUGUGAGCCAUCUUCACCGGGUUGGCAGAGUAGCGCGAGCAGGGAGGUGUGGUAGAGCUAUCAACUUUUAUGAAGCCAAAAGCAAACCGCUUGUCGACGCCGUCCGGCAGGCUGCAUCCGACGACACGCACGGAUGCUUGGCUGGCAUCUUUAGUCGAAAGCGCUCUUUCAGAAAAAGUAUAAAAAAAGGGGAGAACACCUCUAUGGCACUUGUUGUGGAGUCUGCUUCCCCCGAGGGUGGGUAG